Crotalus tigris (Tiger rattlesnake) is the source of this 6469-nucleotide messenger RNA. It is a transcript of the gene DUSP8, whose product is annotated as dual specificity phosphatase 8. Gene Ontology annotation, molecular function: protein tyrosine/threonine phosphatase activity; MAP kinase tyrosine/serine/threonine phosphatase activity. Gene Ontology annotation, cellular component: cytoplasm. The record is from RefSeq and is a predicted model, not a curated record. The coding region runs from base 503 to 2443 and encodes 646 amino acids. The transcript is spliced from 7 exons. Gene Ontology annotation, biological process: negative regulation of MAPK cascade; protein dephosphorylation. Lineage: Eukaryota; Metazoa; Chordata; Lepidosauria; Squamata; Viperidae.
UGUUAACGCUUAUCUGUGCUAUCCCCCCCCCACACAUACAUAAUACACAGCGCGCGCGCGCCCGCCCGCCCGCGUCCUCGGUGCGGGAAUAUGCCUGCUCCCUAGUUUCCUCGGCUGGCAUAAUGACCGCAGUUCGGUGUGGCUGCGUGUUUGUGUUUGCAGAAGGCUAAGAACUUGCAUUCUCAGCGCUUGCCCAAGCCUUUCAAAGCUGUUCCCAUCAGAUCCUCUCGUAAUUGUGGUUAAUCAUCCUGACGAAUGUGCAGAAUUUGGCAACCAGUCGGAGCGCUGCAGGGGCUUUGAUCUUGGGCUGCGGAGGAAGUGCCAGGCGGGUUUGGCACAAUGACUUGUCAUACAGGGCCUUAGCAGCGUGGCAAAAGUUGGCUGUUUUUAAGUUGCCUUUCCCCUUCCUCCUCUUUCUUCACGUCUGGAAUAUCUGAGCUGGCUUCUCCUCCCUGGGUGUUCCUUUCCUGCUGCCACUUGCUGUGGAAGGGACCAGUCUACCAUGGCUGGGGACAAACUUCCACACAAAGUGAUGGAUCCCAAGAAGCUUGCCAGUCUCUUGAGAAGUGGGACCGAAGGAAUGUUGGUCAUUGACAGCCGCUCCUUUGUGGAGUACAACUCCUGGCAUGUUCUCAACUCUGUCAACAUUUGCUGUUCCAAGUUGGUCAAAAGAAGGCUUCAGCAAGACAAGGUAUCCAUCACAGAGCUCAUCCAGCCAGCCUCCAGUAUAAAGGUAGAGGCAGAGAAACACCAAGAUGUUGUGGUCUAUGAUCAGAGCACGAGGGAUGUAAAUGGGCUGGCAACCGAUAGUUUCCUAUCCAUUCUUCUGGGCAAGCUGGAUAGUUGCUUCCACAGUGUCUCCAUCCUCACAGGGGGCUUUGCCACCUUUUCGUCUUGUUUCCCAGGACUCUGUGAAGGAAAACCAACUGCCAUCCUGCCAAUGAGUAUCUCGCAGCCAUGCUUGCCAGUGGCCAAUGUUGGCCCAACACGCAUCUUGCCUCACCUCUAUCUAGGUUCCCAGAAAGAUGUCUUAAAUAAGGACCUGAUGACCCAGAAUGGGAUCAGCUAUGUUCUCAACGCCAGCAAUUCAUGUCCCAAACCAGAUUUCAUCUGUGACAGUCACUUCAUGCGCAUUCCAGUCAAUGACAAUUACUGUGAGAAACUGCUUCCUUGGCUGGAUAAAUCGAUUGAGUUCAUUGAUAAGGCCAAGGUUUCUAGCUGCCAGGUGAUUGUGCACUGCUUGGCAGGCAUUUCCCGAUCGGCCACCAUUGCCAUUGCAUACAUCAUGAAGACCAUGGGCAUGUCUUCAGAUGAUGCCUACAGGUUUGUCAAAGACAGACGUCCCUCCAUAUCACCCAAUUUCAACUUCUUAGGUCAACUCCUAGAGUAUGAGAGAAGUUUGAAGCUACUCAAGGCUUUGAAGGCCCAAGGAGAGAAAGGUGAAGGGGAACCCCAGCAAGAAUACUUUGAGACUUGCGAAGGUAAUAGACCCCAGACUCUGUUUAUCUCGGAAAAGUCUGAGGAGGUAUUAAAAAGCACAAUCUUGGAAACAUCCUCCAUUGACUCUGAACGAUCACUAGGAAUUUCAAAGGUUGUCUCACCAAUGGCAUUGCAGCAAGGACUCAAUGGGCUGCAUUUAUCUUCUGAGCGCAUCCAAGACACCAACCGACUAAAGCGUUCUUUUUCUCUGGACAUCAAGUCAGCCUACUGUCCUACUCAAAGGCAGGAGAUCCCAGUUCCUACAGAAGUAGGGGAAACUCCCAAGCUUUGUAAGUUGGACAGCCCUUCAGGUCCCAAUGGUACGUGUCAGUUCUCUCCUGUUCCAGAUGGUUCUGACUGGCCCAGUGGACCUGACUUCAUUCUAGAGGCCAAAGUACGACAACGACGGAAGCACAGGCACCAAGCAGGCUCCCCUGCCCAUGGGCUGAGCCUGAAUUUCAGUGGGAUGUGUGCCAUGCACAAAAGCACCAGCACGGAGGACAAUCUGAAGCAGACCCUUCGGCUGAGCCUUCCCAAUGUAGGGCAGCAGCUGGCCCAGCCAGCCACAACCCCCUCCACUGCUGGUACUUGGGGAAUGCACGUGGAAUCCCCAAGCACGCCUUCUACGGAGAACCCCUGGUACUUCAGCACAGACUCAGCAACAGGCAGCAAAGGCAGUGGGAGUGGGACUCUCUUUGCCAGUGCCACCACCUACUCCUCGUUCAGCUGCAGCACAAUCCAGGCAAGCUGUGAGAUCAGAUUGAGGGACAAGCAACGAGGAGAGCAGCGAGAGGUGCGACACAGCUGGCACGAGGACACCAUGCCCGAGAAGCAGUUCAAAAGAAGGAGCUGCCAAAUGGAAUUUGAAGAAACCUUGUCAGAGAGCAGAUCUCGGGAAGACCUGGGCAAAAUUAGCAAACAGUCUAGCUUUUCGGGCAGCAUGGAGAUCAUAGAGGUGUCCUGAUUUUUCACUGUGUGAGAUUUGAGAGCAAGUGUGGGUGCAUCUGGGGAUGUGGGGCGGGGGGAAGGGAGGUAGGGAUGAGGAGAAAGAUUGGUGACAUAUUUAACUGAGGAGGGUGUGGGUAUGUGUUAGAGCCUUUUCUCAUGUGCCCGUGUGCAUUUCCAAAGGGCAUAUCCACUAAAACGAAGGCAAAAAGCUAAAGGAAUCUGAAGUCAAGAAACAUAAUGGUGCAUGCUUAGUGCCUCCUUUGGUUCCUACCUCCACCACCACCACCACGACAAACCACAAUCACAUUCCCUUUUUUGGGUAGGUGGAGAGUAUAUUAACUCUUUAAAUAUUGGGUUCUUUCCUUUUGCAUGCAAAGGGUGCUUUCUCUUCCCCUUCAGAGGGAACGGGGGAGAGCUGAUGCAUGUCUCCUACAAUGGGGUUGAAAGAGAAACCAGGGCGAAGUUGAAGCUUGGGAGGAGUGAUAGUUUUCUUGGAGGAAAAUGGUUGCUCUUUGAUCCACAGAUUAACAGGAAGAGUUAAAGGGAAGCAGGUUCUUUUCUUUGAAGAGUGUAUUACUCAUUAUAAUUAAUACAUUCCUAUCUAACGUAUAGGAAGUAAUUGAGAUUUUGCCUAUCCGUUUCCAUUACAGCAGGGGCAUUUCUAUUCCCAUCAGGGUUGUACAAUAUAUUGGUGUCUCUUUCCCAAAUUCAGGUGCAGAAACCCGGAGAGGCUUCUUUUCCGAGACUCCCCUCUUCCUAUACUGAGCAUGGGCCUUUGUGUUUCUCUGGCUAGUAUUCUUUAAAGCUGCUGUUCUGCAGUCCUAUACAUGUAUAAAUAUAUAUUAUAUAAUAUAAAAGAGAGAAAAAAAACACAAAGAAAAAAGUUUAAAGGUUUUACUACAGUUUUUAUUGAGACAAAUAAUUUUCAACUUUUCUUUCUAAUUUAUUUGAAGCUGUUCAUUCUGGCAAUGAUUUUCAGACAAUGUAGGGGCAGUUCUCCAGCUCCGUUUUUAUGUGUACGGUAUUUAAAUCUGAAACACAAGUUUCAAAGCAAUAUCUUAGACCUGUGGCUCCUUGCAUCAGUAGUGGAGGCACCCCCCAAAAAGAAAAAGAGGUGUGUGUGUGUGUGUAUGCAUGUGCACAUGUGCAUGGAUGUAUGGGUGUGUAUAUGGGCAUCUGCUUUUUAUUUUUUAAAAAAGUGAGAAAAUCUUUAACUCAAACUGAGCCAGGAAUUCUUCUUAAUGCUUCUUUAUUUCCUUGUUCUAUCACACCUGCAAUCAAAGCCAUAAAAUCUUCUCCUUCCUGGUCUGAGCAGGGGAUAAUAAGAGUUAUGACUAUAAGAGUAGGCUUAGCUAUAAGAAAAAGGGUACCUUGAGUAGGAAGGGGGAGCAGACUGCAUAGGAGCUAUAUAUUCAAUUAAAUAUGUGCAGUCUGUAAAGGGAGCACAUUAGAUCUGAACCCAGUGUUUGUGUGUGUGUGGGGGGGGGGUCUUUUCAGAAGGCCAGAGUAUUUAAUUCCCCAUUGACUUAGGAGAACUGGUGAGCUGUGCUCUUAAAUCCAAGGGCAGGCUAUUCCGAAUGGCUCCUCUUGUUCAAACAAUGUUAAACCCAGCAUCUGUGGAAGGCAAAUGGAGAUGGAAGAGAAUUUUGGAGAACUAAGACCAUGGAAAUGUUGAAUAAAUUAUGUUGUGGUACUAGAGUAAAAAUCUCAUAAAUAUCCUCAGGCCUACUUUAGGGAAGCUGCCAAGAGGCAGUGUCCUUUUUACUACUGCAAGAACCGACAUUUUAACUUCAAUUCUCCAUCCAAAAUCUCUGUUUCCUCUUAAGUACUCAUUCACCAUCAAUCAGGGAUUUCUCAGUGAAUGCAAAUCAGUCAGUGAGCGAACAGUCCAAAGACAAAAUUCACUUAGCAGGUCAUCAAAGUGAACAAGCCUUUCAAGAAAUGAAGUUCUAGAAAGGAUAAAGAAUAUUUUAGACGUAAUGUGAAGCUCUUGCCAGCCCAUUCCAAAUUCCAUUUUCAUCAUCUAUCUUCUAAGCCUCUAGAAUGUUAUUAAGAACUUCAGCUUGGCCAGAGAUUUUAUUUGUCUUGAGCUUAAGAGACUAAUGUCGAUGACCAGGACAAGAAAACUAGUUCUGAAGGUUUCAUCUAAAUAAGUCGCUAGGAAAUAAUUUGGAUUAAAGUUCUUUUGCAGGUAACACUUUUCUUCUUAUGGAGUAAAGGUUUCUCUGGCGCCUUUUAGAAAAUGUGCAUCUUAAAUCAGAAGAGGCCAUAGCCAGCUCAGGAUUUUUUUCACACCACGUGGAUAAUUGAACAUGUUCCCAGUUGUUAAACUAUACUAAUAAAAUGAAGAAUGUAAAUUAGAUCACUUCUUACUGGUAGAAAUCUGCUGCUCAAUCAACUUGAUAGUAGGGCUGGCCUUCGUUGAGGAAAAAAAAUGGUUUAACAUCACUGAACAAUAGGCAGAUUCACAUAUAUUUCUGAUGGAGAAGAUUGUUUGAGAAAUACUACAUGCAGCUGGGUUGUUAUUUUUUUAGAUUAUUUGUAAGCCACUGAUUGUGUAGAUGAGCUCAACCAAGCAGAGGGUUUCCACUUUAGUGUUUCACUUCCCUGGGAACCACUGGUGUGGAAGUUCUCCGUGGAAGUGGGCUGCUUUAACUUGGUAAAUGUUACAGUCCCAGUGUUGUAUGAAAUAUUUGUCGAAGGCCUCUAUCUUGGAGGGCCACGUUGUUUACAUUGCCUUGAACAGGUACAAAAUGGAACUUUAGGGCAAGCAAAUGAACACGCACGUCAAGGUAAUAUUGGCCACAAAUGUACGAUCCCAGUCAAAACACAAGAGUGGGAAGGAUGUUGCACAUUUUCAUUAUUGGCUAUUCUGGACGUAUUUUGUGGUGAAUAGCAAAGGAUUCAGUUCAUGACACAGAGGCACUCCAGGGGCUGCUCAUCUAUUUAAAGUAAAGGCACAGAACUGUCUCCCUGAAAGCACAUUUUCUUCUAUGUGUAUCUGAUUUUGCAUUUGCUCCUUUCGUAUCACGUGCUGGUUUUUUUUUUUUUUUUGAGCCAAUACCUCAGGGUUGUUUGUGUAGCUUUUAAAAGGAAAAAAAAUCUUUUUAGUGCAUUUCUUUUCCCAUUUCUUUUCUUGUUCAGCUGUAUUUUUUUUAAAAUACACAAGACAAAAAUAACAAUCUCAGGUUCAGACUUUGCAAACCACAGGGGAGCAGCAAUAACAUGUUCUUGCAUCAGGUUGUCUGUUUCCUGACCAUAGUAAUUGCUAUCUACUUUGCCAAGACACAAAGUAGAGAGAUCUUCAUUGUAUUUAUUUUACCACUGUCUGUUCAGAUUAGAUGCUGCAAGCUCAGAAGUGACUUAUGUGGACCUGCAUGCUAUUUUGCAAGUAAUAUGCAGAGGGGCAUGGGGCAGUGGGACUGGAGAGAUGCAAUUAGGUUCUCACACUGGCAGUUGAAUUUUCUUUUUUUAAAAAAAAAACAACUGUUGAAUUAUUAUGAUGAAAGCAAGGUGACAUCUUCUGCUGCAGGUUUCUUGGAGUCUGGGUUGGUACAGUAUUCACAGAUACUAAAAGAUCAAAAUCCUCACUUCACCUGUGAGCUUGUGAGCAUCAGAAGCCCAGAUGGAAAAUUCCUCUUUAGGAAUUCUUGAUCUUGUGAAUGUAUCAUUAAAGUAGAAUUAGCAUUAACCAGUCAUGUUUGAUGAACUGGAAUUAGAUGCUUCUGGAUUCUUCUCAUUGAUACUCAUUGAGAAGUAUUCUGUUCAACUCCUUUCUAAGAAAAAUAGUUUACACAUGGUCUUUAGCAAAUAUUAUUCCAAAUGCAGGGAAUAAAGUAAAUUCACUAGUUCAUAUUCCAUUAGUAGCAGUGCCGUAUCUCUAAAUUGUUUUAUAUUUGCUUCUUACUAUUCCCCCAUAAAGUUUAGUAGUUAGCUCCAUUUUAUCAUUGUAGAAACAUACAAAGGUGUCUGGUCUAAUGUGUUUAGAACAGGGUCUUCAAACUUGGCCCUUUUAUGACUUGUGGACUUCAACUCCCAGAAU